Juglans regia (Persian walnut) is the source of this 1800-nucleotide messenger RNA. RefSeq names its product ATP sulfurylase 2-like. The coding region runs from base 123 to 1577 and encodes 484 amino acids. The record is from RefSeq and is a predicted model, not a curated record. The transcript has 5 exons. Gene Ontology annotation, biological process: sulfate assimilation. Lineage: Eukaryota; Viridiplantae; Streptophyta; Magnoliopsida; Fagales; Juglandaceae. Gene Ontology annotation, molecular function: adenylylsulfate kinase activity; sulfate adenylyltransferase (ATP) activity.
GAUGUUCGCUAGAUUUACUGGCCCAGGUACACUUCCCCAAAUUAGUCGGAUCGCUCUAUCACUUCCGACCACCUGUUCUCAAAACCAAACCCACAGAUUACUCCCCCGCAAAGGCCAUAAACAUGUCUCUGAUUAUGAAAUUACACAUCACCUCCACCCAACUUAACCCCAUGCUCAAUCCCCAAACCAUCAAUAAAAGUACGUUCACAAACUAUAACACGAAGAUCCGAUCCAAACCCAUUUACCAUUGCAACCCAUUGAUCUCCACCGUGUACAAAUCCACAAUGCAUGUUUCUUCUUUCUCUUAUUCUUCUUGUUCCGUCAGAAGCUCUCUGAUUGAACCCGACGGCGGGGCUCUGGUGGAUCUCGUGGUGCCGGAGAGCGAGCGGGCAAAGAAGACUUCAGAGGCUGAGGCAUUGCCCAAGGUGAGGCUGACCAAGAUUGACACCGAGUGGGUGCACGUGAUCAGCGAGGGGUGGGCGAGCCCGUUAAGAGGGUUCAUGAGAGAGAACGAGUAUUUGCAGAGUUUGCAUUUUAAUUCUUUGAAAGUGGCAGAUGGGCAUGUGGUGAACAUGUCGCUUCCCAUUGUUUUGGCUAUUGAUGACAAGACCAAGGAGCUGAUUGGGUCAUCUCCCAAUGUGGGGUUGGUCGGACCUAACGGAGAUUUGGUCGGUAUUCUUCGGAGCAUUGAAAUCUACAAGCAUAACAAAGAGGAAAGAAUAGCUAGAACUUGGGGUACAACGGCUCCGGGAUUGCCAUAUGUUGAGGAGGUCAUUACUCCUGCUGGUAAUUGGCUGGUUGGUGGAGAUUUGGAAGUAUUAAAUCCCAUCAAAUACGGUGAUGGGCUUGAUCACUACAGGCUCUCACCCCUACAACUCCGGAAGGAAUUUGAUAGGCGUCAGGCUGAUGCAGUUUUUGCUUUUCAAUUAAGGAACCCUGUGCAUAAUGGGCAUGCUUUGUUGAUGAACGAUACAAGACGGCGACUUCUGGAAAUGGGUUACAAGAAACCAAUUUUAUUGUUGCAUCCUUUGGGAGGUUUCACAAAGGCAGAUGACGUGCCCUUGGAUGUUCGUAUGGAGCAACAUAGCAAGGUCCUAGAAGAUGGAAUCCUUGACCCUGAGACAACUAUUGUAUCCAUUUUCCCAUCACCUAUGCAUUAUGCGGGUCCAACUGAAGUACAGUGGCAUGCCAAGGCACGAAUAAAUGCUGGUGCCAAUUUUUACAUUGUUGGUCGUGAUCCUGCAGGUAUGGGUCACCCAACUGAGAAGAGGGAUUUAUAUGACCCUGAUCACGGGAAAAAGGUGUUGAGCAUGGCUCCUGGUUUGGAGAAGCUAAAUAUUUUGCCCUUCAGGGUGGCAGCAUAUGACACUGCGGAAAAGAAAAUGGCGUUUUUUGAUCCAUCACGUGCUAAAGAUUUCCUCUUCAUAUCAGGAACCAAGAUGAGGACAUAUGCAAGGAGCGGCGAGAAUCCUCCUGAUGGUUUUAUGUGCCCAAGUGGAUGGAAGGUCCUCGUUAAAUAUUAUGAAAGCAUGCAAGCUGAAGAGGCAUCACAGCAGCAAGCUGUAUUUUCUACUUAGAUCUAAACCAGAGUUUUUAGCUGAUUAAUUCCUUUUUCUUAUUAUUUUUCUUCCCCCCGCCCCUGCGCGCAUUUUAUGGGUAGACCAAGCAGCAGGAGCAGUGUUUCGAAUUUAGUAUGUGGGCUUGAGAAUAUUGGUGUUGGACAUAAGCACGAGGCAUGUAAUGGAUUUAAAUUCUUAAGAGAAUCGAUAUAUGCUAAAUAAAUUGAUAUAUCUUUCCGUA